GGUGUAAAUGCAUAAUAAUAAAUCUCAAGGACUAAAGUGACAGUCAUGCUAAGAUAACAAAAUUCGGGUUUGCCCCUUUCCUGAACCGGUUUUUGGGUCUUACAGUACCUGCGGAAUUACCUCCUCAGUUAACGGUGGGUUGAGCUCUGAAUAGAGAGAGAGAGAGAGAGAGAGAGAGAGAGAGUGGUUAAGCAUGAGUGGAGGAAUAGGUUUGGAAGAAGAGAAAGAAGAAGCAGAGUACCACAACAAAGACUUCGAGUGGGAAGAGCUCAGAGCCCACGUUGAAAACGCCCCGUCGUUUUCCCAUCACUUGCUCCCUUAUCAACCCCAACACCAACUGCUCCAAUCCGAUUCAGACGCCUGGAAAAGCUUUCACAUCCGUCAUUCUUCCGGCAAGUUCUUCAAGAUGAUCCCUCGAGCAUUGGCCAAACUGUCGUAUACGCAUCGUUAUGGACGAGGCCUCCGUUUUUUGAGUUCAAUUUCUUCAAGCAACAAUAAUACCAUAUGGGAUCCAACUGUGGCACUUAAAUUCAGUCACCCAACUCUUAUUUCUCUUGAGAAAUGUAGUUCAAACAAUCAAUUCAAGCAAAUUCUAGCUCAAAUAAUGAGGAUUGGGCUCAUUGGGCAGACCUUUCCCAUGAGCAGACUCCUCUUAUAUUCAGCCAUUUCCCACCCAGAGAAUUUGGACACGGCAAUCCUACUUUUCAAUCACUGUACUCCUCAUCCCAACCUUUACAUUUAUAAUACCAUGAUUUCGGCUUUAUCUUUCUCCAAAGUUCAAUCCUUUUCUAUGUACAACUCCAUGCUCCAUUUGGGUAUUUACCCAGAUAAAAACACCUUCCUUUAUUUACUUAAAGCUUCUCCAUGUGUAUCAGAGGUGAAGCAGGUACAUUGUCAUGCAAUUGUAUUAGGCUUUGGCUCAUAUGGAUACUUGAAAAACUCCCUCAUGAAGGUUUAUUUGGAGAAAGGAUCAAAAGUGCUUGCACGCAAGGUGUUUUGCCAAAUGUCAACACCAGAUGUUGUGUCGUUUAAUAUCAUGAUUGUUGGUAAUGCUAAGGAAGGAUUCCCCUUAGAAGCUAUCAAACUUUUUCAUGAAAUGGUGUCUUUGGGUCUUAAACCAGAUGAGUUUACCGUGCUAGGACUUACCAUAUCUUGUGGACUAUCAAGAGAUGCAAAGCUUGGUAAGUCUGUUCAUGGAUGGAUAGAGAGGAGGAAGGCUAGUAAUUGUUUAAAUUUGAUAUUGAGUAAUGCUAUUCUAGACAUGUAUGCUAAGUGCAAUGAAUUUGAGCUUGCCUCAAAGAUUUUUAAUGCAAUGGAAAAGAAAGAUUUUGUUUCAUGGAACACAAUGAUUUCAGGAUAUGCCAAGGCGGGGCAGUUGGAACUUUCUCUAUAUUUGUUCAAUGAAAUGCCUAAUAAAGAUCUUGUUUCAUGGAAUUCAUUGAUAGCUGGCUUUGCCCAAAAUGGUCAUUACAAGAUGGUAAUGAAUCUAUUUGGAAGCAUGGUUGUAGAAAAUGUUAGGCCUGAUAACAUCACGAUGGUUUGUUUGGUCUCUGCUGCUGCAGAAAUUGGAGCAUUGGACCAAGGAAAGUGGAUACACGGAAUUGUUGUUAGAAAUCAAAUGCAAGUAGAUGCCUUUUUAGGUUCAUCACUAAUAGACAUGUAUUCCAAGUGUGGCAGUAUUGAAAGAGCUUUCUUGGUUUUCCAAGGAGUAACACAAAAGGACGUUACAGUAUGGACAACAAUGAUCACAGGACUUGCUUUCCAUGGUUAUGGAAACAAAGCUUUGGAUUUGUUUUCUGAGAUGCAACUAGAAGUAACACCGAACGAAGUUACUUUUGUUGCUAUUCUUACAGCUUGCACCCAUAGUGGACUUGUGAAUGAAGGGCUUUACAUAUUUUACAAUAUGAGGAGAAUAUUUGGCAUUGAACCACAAGUUGAGCACUACGGAUGUUUGGUGGAUCUCUUAGGUCGUUCGGGUAGGUUGGUUGAAGCAUAUGAUUUGAUCCAGAAUAUGCCUAGCAAACCAAGUUGUUCGAUCUGGGGAGCAAUGCUUAGUGCUUGUAGAGCUCAUGGAAACAUGGAACUAGCAGAGGUAGCUUCAAGAGAGCUGUUCAAGUUGGAGCCCGAGAAAGAGGGUGGAUAUAUAUUGUUGUCUAAUAUAUAUGCUGCUUGUGAGGAGUGGAAUCACUCAGAUAUGGUUAGGGAAGUCAUGGAAAUCAAGGGAGUGAAGAAGACUGCAGGUUGUAGCAGUGUAGUUAUCGACGGACUAGUUCAUAAUUUUGUAGCAGCUGAUUUGCACCAUCCAAGAUGGUCAGAUAUCUUUUCUAUUAUGCAGUAUCUAAAUAAUGAAAUGAAGCCGGAAGAUGAUUUCCUCUUAGACAUGCAAAUGUUGAUGUAACCAUGCUGAAUUAUUUUUGCUAAUUGUUGAUCCUCUUGGUGGGUGUUCUGUACUAUGAAUUUGACACCAAGCUUAAUGAGGUCAUUUAUAUGCCUCUUAAGAGAGAAAAAGUACCGCACAACAUUGAGAUGAAACGAAAUAAUGAUAUUGGAAAAAAAGGAUGCUGGCUUCUACAAGAUGAGUUUCACUGUGCCAGUGUCUCUAUCUGUGCCAGAAAACGUUAAGUGGUUCAUGUUUGCCAGAAUGUUUACACUUCUAUUAAAGCAUACAACGGUGACUCAGCUUUUACUAUCUCAGCAAAUCUAGCUUCUCAUUAUGCUACAG
Molecule: messenger RNA, 2722 nt
Organism: Cannabis sativa
Lineage: Eukaryota; Viridiplantae; Streptophyta; Magnoliopsida; Rosales; Cannabaceae
Product: pentatricopeptide repeat-containing protein At3g04750, mitochondrial
Exons: 2
Coding region: 194-2398 (734 amino acids)
Biological process (GO): RNA modification
Molecular function (GO): protein binding; RNA binding
Source: RefSeq, a predicted model, not a curated record